AUGCUCUUUGUUGCAGAUUUGGUGCGAUCCGCACCAAGACACACGCGAGGUCGACAAAUCAAGAAUUCGGAUCAUCUAGGCAAUUAUUUUGGACGCAAAAGUUGCAGUCGACAAAAGUUUCCCGUGUCAGUGCUCGAAAGGCGACCGACAAGCGCUGCCGUACAUCGUAUACAAAUCACUCGAAUGCAAAUGGAGGUCUUGAAGGAGAAACAAACUUUGCUUACCAGAUUUUCACUCGCUUCAAACAAGAUGGUCGCUGUUCUGGAUAAGCACUUGGAAUAG
Molecule: messenger RNA, 282 nt
Organism: Cylicocyclus nassatus
Lineage: Eukaryota; Metazoa; Nematoda; Chromadorea; Rhabditida; Strongylidae
Source: the annotation of a GenBank genome assembly